AUGUCAGAAUCUUCUCAACCGUCCACAGCCAACAUCGCAGCUGCAUGUGCCAUACUCGCUGGCGUCACUGGCUAUAUGCUCGGGCAGGCAAAAUCUCUCGGCUUCUUUGGCGGAAGUCCUAUUUCACAGCCAGUAAAAUCGAAGAAAGAAAAGGCGGACGACUCGGAAGACGAAUCGAGCGAUAACGAGGACGACAGUACACCAGCCGACUUUCCAGGCCAGGAAGAAUGCAAAAUGGUCCUAGUAGUGCGAACAGAUCUCGGCAUGACAAAGGGCAAAAUCGGUGCGCAGUGCGGGCAUGCGACACUGGCUUGCUACAAGCACUUCCUCCGAACCUCACCAGACUCCAAUAUACUCAAGCGUUGGGAGCGACUAGGACAAGCCAAGGUCGCGUUGCAGGUCAAGACUGAAGAAGAGCUAGAACUGUUGCAGGCGCAAGCACUGAGUCUUGGUCUGGUAGCACACAUUAUCCAUGACGCUGGGCGGACACAGAUUGCAAGCGGAAGUGCGACUGUACUAGGCAUUGGACCUGCGCCAAAGAGUGUCAUAGAUCAGGUCACCGGGCAUCUCAAGCUGCUGUAA
Messenger RNA from Bipolaris victoriae FI3, 582 nucleotides. RefSeq lists its product as hypothetical. The record is from RefSeq and is a predicted model, not a curated record. NCBI's taxonomy places the organism in Eukaryota, Fungi, Ascomycota, Dothideomycetes, Pleosporales, Pleosporaceae. Gene Ontology annotation, molecular function: peptidyl-tRNA hydrolase activity. The transcript has 2 exons. Bases 1 to 582 code for a protein of 193 amino acids. Gene Ontology annotation, cellular component: cytosol; mitochondrion.